AUGGAAGAAAUCUUGAAAACACUUCCACAACAUACUUGUAGUUGGUUGAAAGGCAGGUGUACUUUCUACAAAUAUGAAGGCUUUUGGCACUUUCAAAAUUUACUUGAAGGAGCCAUUUUGGCUCAACAAACCUUCAAGGCCCGGUCAAGUGACAUAUUAUUGUGUAGUUGCCCAAAGUCCGGCACGACUUGGCUAAAAGCCUUGGCUUUUGCCAUUGUAACCCGAAAUCAGUUUGAUGAAUCGUCAAGUCCUUUGCUUACAACCCUGCCUCAUCUUUGCAUCCCUUCGAUUGAAAAUAUGAUCCAUGAGCCAAUGAAAGAAAACCUCCCACUUGUGGCUACACACCUCCCUUAUGCCACCUUACCAAAAUCAAUCCUAGCUUCAAAUUGCAAGAUUGUUUAUAUUUAUCGUAACAUAAAAGAUGUAAUAGUAUCUUACUACCAUUUUAUGCCAAAAGUAUCAAAAUUGCCGGUGGAGGAUGUGUCAUUUGAGCAAGUAUUUGAUGAGGUUUAUCAAGGCAUUUCAUGGGGUGGACCAUAUUGGGAUCAUAUUUUGGGAUACUGGAAAGCAAGUCAAGAAAGGCCGGGAAGUGUUAUUUUCUUGAAAUAUGAAGAUAUGAAAAGGAACGCGAGAAGCAACGUGACAAGGCUUGCAGAGUUCCUUGGGUAUCCCUUCUCGGCCGAAGAAGAAAAAGCAGGCAUAGUUGAAAACAUUAUAAAGUUGUGUAGUUUUGAAAAUUUGAGCAACUUAGAAGUGAACAAAAGUAGAAAUCAUCAUCAAAAUGAACCCGGUUUCAUGGAAAACGAAUACUUCUUUAGAAAAGCUACGGAUGGAGAUUGGAAGAACUAUUUCACCGAUGAAAUGAAAAACAAGAUAGACAAAUUGAUGGAUGAGAAACUAAGUGGCACUGGUUUAGUCCUAAAAUGA
Molecule: messenger RNA, 927 nt
Organism: Erigeron canadensis
Lineage: Eukaryota; Viridiplantae; Streptophyta; Magnoliopsida; Asterales; Asteraceae
Product: flavonol 4'-sulfotransferase-like
Exons: 1
Coding region: 1-927 (308 amino acids)
Biological process (GO): sulfation
Cellular component (GO): cytoplasm
Molecular function (GO): sulfotransferase activity
Source: RefSeq, a predicted model, not a curated record